AUGAGGCCAAGCUGUCUCUCCCCCUCCUCGAGAAUCCGUCUAGCAGCCGACUUUCAACGCUACAGUACCAGUGACGACGAUUCCGGGUGUGUUAUGGACGAGUACGCGUGGGUACCAUCUGGCUGUAAACCAGACAUGGUACACACCUACUUUGCUUCACUACCACAUGAUAAAGUACCAUACGUGAAUUCGGCCGGAGAAAAAUGGAGAAUCAGUCAGUUGAAGAGGCAGUUACCACCUCAGGAUUCGGAUCCAGGUUACUGUAGAGAGCUGUCUGAGGCUGAAUGUCAACAACUGGUACAGUUUGAAGCUGGAAGGAAGAGGCAAUGCUUGGGUAAAGGUGUGAUUAGGCCUCAUUUGCCUUUUGAUAAUCAACGGCAGUACUGUCAUCAGGUUUGUUUUAUGCUUUGUACUGUAUUUUUGUUUUGAACGGUGCAACGGCAAAAGCUUAAUUUUUGCACGGUGCAAUGAUUUUUUAAAAUUUAUUUUGCCAUUAUUUAUUAGAAUAAGAAAGUAAAAUUAGUUUUAAAGCUUUAUAUAGACAAAGUAUAAAAGAUAAAUUAAUAUUUGGUACCUAAACUAACCUUAAAAUUACAUAGUGAUAAGAAAAAAAUUUUUUGCAUAGUGCAGUCGAUUUUCAAAAAUUUAUUGUGCCAUUUUUUAUAAUGCAAACAAUGAAAAAUCAACUUUAAUAGCUUUGUAUAGGUCCAUACUAAAAUUGAAAACAAUAUUUGUUACCUAAUUUAAUCUUAAAAUGGUACAAUAAAAAAAUAAAAUCUGUUGCACGGUGCAAUAAUGUUCUAAAAUUUGGCUUUUCAAAUUAAAAAAAACUAAGUCUCUAUAAUAAUCUGGUCAUUACUACCUAAUUAUUUAAACAAGUUAAUUUGUAUAUGCAUGUAGUCUUCUAUCUCAGCCAGAUGGUGAAACCCGAGAGAUGCGGUAGAAAAGGGCGAACCAACCUUUUUUUGAUUUAUGGCACAGCUGGCCGCGAUGACAGAAACGACAUUUAGUCACACAAUCACUAAUUUAUUAAUAAUACUUGUUUUUUAAAUGUUAAAAAAAUUUUUAAUGACAGAUUUUUCUUGCACCGUGCAACCAAGUUUGUUUUUUUACAGUGCCAUUUUAAAAUUAGUCUAGGUAAUAAAUUUUAUUAUAAUAAUUAGUAUGUGUCUUUACAAAGCUAAUAAAGCUUAUUUUACUUUGUUUGCAUUAUAAGCAAUGACACAAUGAAUUUUUUUUUAAUUAUUGCACUGUGCAGAAAACUUUUUUUACCGCGCUAUUUUAAAAUUAGUUUAGGUAACAAAUAUUGUUAUAACUUUUAGUAUAUGGUUAUAUAAGGCUAUUAAAACUAAUUUUACUUUAAUUGCAUUAUAAACAAUGGCACAAUGAAUUUUUGAAAAAUGAUUUCACUGUGCAAACAAUCUUCUUUUUUUCGCAGUGCUAUUUUGAGAUUAGUUCAGGUAACAAACUUUGAUUUAUCUUUAGUAUGAGUCUUUAUGAAGCUAUUGUAACCAAUUUUGCAUUUCUUGCUUUUUAAAGAAUGGCACAGUGAAUUUUUGAAAAAAUUUUGCACUGUGCAAAGAAAUUAAUGUUAUGUGCUCCGUGCAAUAGGGACAACUUUGGAUAGUAAAUACUACUCUAACGUUUUUAAUAGGUCAGUACAAAGCUAUAAAUUUAUCAAUAAUACUUACAAAAAAAAUUUCAGUGCAAACAAGCCUUCACCCCAGAUGACAUGGUGAUCGAAGCGCCGGAACGUUUUGGCAACCGUGCCUUCUGGCAUCCCCAGUGUUUUGUCUGUGUGGAAUGUACCGAGCUGCUGGUCGAUUUGAUCUACUUCAAGCACAAUGAUAAUGUGUUUUGUGGUCGGCAUCACGCCGAGCAGUUGAAGCCUCGAUGUUACGGUUGCGACGAGUUGAUAUUCAAUGAAGAAUGCACCGAAGCCGAAGGCCGAAUGUGGCAUAUGAAGCACUUCGUCUGUUGUGGAUGUAGCUGUCAGUUGGGUGGAUUACGGUAUGUGGUGAAGGAUUCUGACCCCUACUGUAUCAGUUGCUACAACCAGUUGCCGCAGGCACUAUGUUGUAGUAGAUGUGGGCAGGAAAUCGAGGCUAGCGAGCCGCGGAUCACUCAGAAUGAGUUGAAUUGGCACACGGAUGAGAGGUGUUUCAGUUGCACUGGUUGUGCCAAAAACCUUUUGGGCUGCAAGAAGUACUGUAUUAUCAAUGGAGGGUUGUACUGUGGCCUCAAUGGCUGUGAGAAGAGGCUGUUGAUGGCCAAAACUGGGCAUGACACUAGCUUGAAUCCACUCAGAGAGUGGGAUAUUGAAGGUGGAUUUGAUGUGGAUGAAGAGGAGCUGGCUGGGUUCAGUGGACACAGUGGUACUGGUACUCAUUGUAGUAGCCGUAGUGGUACUGGAACAAAUUGUAGUGCACAAAGUGGUUCUGGAAAUGAAUGUGGAAACAAAAAUGGCACUAGAACCCGUUCUAGAGGACAUAAUAGUCCUGCUAGUACCAAUUCCGGGGACAUUAGUCCUAGUGGUACCAGAUGUAGAAAAAUCAGUCCCACCUGUACCACUUGUAGAAGAGAAAGUCCAAAUAACGGCUCAAAUCAUUGCCAAAACCAAAUGAUCGUCACAAAACAGUACCAACAUGACCAAAUGGUACCACAUGGUACACCAUCCUCCUACGGCCUUCAAACACCUUGCAAUGGAGCUACUGUACCUCAAUAUGGUAAAGCUCCCACGCCUCGUCAAAAUUACCGAAAAAACAUGAAGAAUUUUAAUAAUAAUUUACCCUGCCCAAAUGUCAUAUCAACUCAAAAUGGCAUGAACAACCGUGAUCUACCCCAAAGACAACAAAACCAUGCCAUGCCUUCAACCUCAAAUGGAUCUAAUUCUCCUACUACCCCCUAUGGUCAACCUACCACACCCUACCUAAUAAACACCCCUUACAACCAUACUGCCAUUCCCUACAAUCAAAACUCGAAAAACAUCCCCUACGACCAAAAUAUUACCACACCCAGCAAUAUGAACUCAAAAUCCACCCCCAACAACCAAACCUUCAACCCAGCCUAUCUACGACCUCCAGGCCCUCCACCACCCCGAUCUCCACCCUUACCUCCUCAAAAUUCAUUCACCCCGCCCGAGAAUAUCUACGAAACCGUCACGGAUACGAAGCCACGCCGCUUCAGAAGGCGAAAAGUGGUGUACGAUGAAUCCGACUGGGAGUCCGAAUCCUCAUCGAGUAGUUGGAACGACCGGUCGAUAAAUGUGAGGACACACAAGAAUCGACGAAGCUUGAGUAUGGAUGGGUGCACGGCCAAGCUGAAUCAUUUGGAAGAAUGUUGUGAUGACCUAGAGGAGGUUAGCCUAAAGAACAAAAGAAGGAACAAAAGACAACAGAACUUCUAUUCCGGAAUGCCACCAAACGUCACCAGAAGGUCAAGGUAAGCCUAAAUUUCAUAUUUUUUAAAUUUUUAAAUUUGGCUAAAAACCGCUUUUGACCGACUUGAAAAUGCCAAAAAAUCCACAAAGGUUCGAAUCCGCUUGCCUGCAAACGGCCAAAAAAGCAUGUAAACAAAGUUCUUCUUUGUUGAAACUUUCGUAUUAACAAAAACAUAGCUGAGGUAAAAUUUUAUCUAAAACAUCAUUGCCAAAAUUAUUAAAUUGCAGAAACUUUCUUACAAGCCCUUUAAAACGUCAAAUACCCGAAAAAUCAGGGGUUUGCGGCCACUUUUUGCUCUGUAAAGAAAGUUUUUGCAGCUUUCAAAACUUUGAUAAUGACAUAAAUAUAGCACAUACUAUUUUAAAUUUAAAACAGAAAAUUUUUGAAUUAUUUAACUGCGAGAACUUUGUUUACAAGCUAAAUAUUACCGACUACCAUCCCGAGCGGGUGCGAACCAACGGCCAUUUUUUUCUUUGUAAACAAAGUUAUUGCGAAUUACAAGAACUUUGUUUACAAGCCAUCCUUUCCCACUUGCAGCCAAGCGGAAUCGAACCCUCCUGGAUUUUCCUAAUAAACCAAAAAAAAAUUUUAACCGCCAUUUCUAAACAAACCCUAUUUUCAGUUACACGACAACCUCAGAAAGUGAUUCAGAAGACGAAAUAUACAUGGGCAAGUACGAUGAUAUUCAAACACCAAAAAGGCGUCAGUUUCGGACCAGUUAUCAACCAGUCGAUUCAGUGAAGCGACGUGGGCCAAAACAACUGAAUGCCCGGAGGAUAAAGAACAAAUCGCAUUCGAAUUGUAUUGUUUCUUAA
This is a messenger RNA of Bursaphelenchus okinawaensis, 4255 nucleotides long. NCBI's taxonomy places the organism in Eukaryota, Metazoa, Nematoda, Chromadorea, Rhabditida, Aphelenchoididae. The record is from the annotation of a GenBank genome assembly.